Messenger RNA from Abrus precatorius (Indian licorice), 1061 nucleotides. Its product is annotated as adenylate kinase 4. Gene Ontology annotation, biological process: nucleobase-containing compound metabolic process. Gene Ontology annotation, molecular function: ATP binding; AMP kinase activity. The transcript has 6 exons. The record is from RefSeq and is a predicted model, not a curated record. The coding region runs from base 85 to 825 and encodes 246 amino acids. Gene Ontology annotation, cellular component: cytoplasm; mitochondrion. Lineage: Eukaryota; Viridiplantae; Streptophyta; Magnoliopsida; Fabales; Fabaceae.
CGCUCUGUAACUUGGACACAAACCUUAUUUGUUUCGUCAUUCAUUUUGUACUCACAUUUGUGCACUGCACUGCCCCCAGUAACAAUGGCCGCAAGUACUGCACCUAACUUGGAAGAUGUUCCUUCCCUCGAGCUCAUGUCUGAGCUUUUCCGUCGCAUGAAGUGUGCCUCCAAGCCCGACAAGCGUCUCAUUCUCGUUGGUCCACCAGGGUCAGGAAAAGGCACCCAGUCACCAAUCAUAAAGGAUGAGUACUGUUUGUGCCACUUAGCUACUGGUGAUAUGUUAAGAGCGGCUGUGGCAGCUAAAACUCCUCUUGGUGUUAAGGCUAAAGAAGCUAUGGAUAAGGGAGAACUUGUUUCUGAUGACUUAGUUGUUGGCAUUAUAGAUGAAGCAAUUAAGAAACCAUCAUGUCAAAAAGGUUUCAUUCUUGAUGGUUUUCCUAGAACUGUGGUUCAAGCACAGAAGCUUGAUGAGAUGCUGGAAAAGCAGGGAGUUAAAGUUGAUAAGGUUCUCAAUUUUGCAAUUGAUGAUGCAAUCCUUGAGGAGCGAAUUACUGGCCGCUGGAUACACCCAUCUAGUGGCAGAACAUACCAUACCAAGUUUGCCCCUCCCAAGGUCCCUGGUGUUGAUGAUGUUACUGGUGAACCUCUUAUUCAGCGCAAGGAUGACACUGCUGCUGUUCUUAAGUCAAGACUGGAGGCAUUCCACAAACAAACUGAACCGGUUAUUGAUUACUAUUCAAAGAAGGGCAUUGUUGCUAAUCUUCAUGCCGAAAAGCCUCCCAAAGAGGUGACAACAGAAGUGGAGAAAGUGCUGUCUUCAUAGAGUUCCUUUUUGUCCCUCAAAUCCAGCUUGAAAUGCAACUGUUUUGCCAUUAAAAACCUUGUUUACUAAUAUGUUAUUGGAAAAACAUUCAGAAAUCUGCUGACCUUUCAGCUUUUACUGAUUUGUUUGGAAAUGCAAAUUGCCGGCUGUUCUCAAACACAAAUUUGAAGAGUUACCUGGAUGAAAUAAAAGUUGAAUCGAAUUUAACUUACUUUGGACUGCACCAGUUUAAUGGU